UUCUGUCAAGGGCUGUGCUACGGCUACACGUUCCCAACUACUACACAUCGAUCGUCUAUCAUUACAUCGUCUCUCGACGAGCUCGACAUGCACAGCUAGCCCCGGACGCUGCCACGCACCACCAUGAACGAGCUGGACCUGCACUACCCAGCAGACACCUGCCCCUUCUGCACCAUCGCCGCCGCGUAUCCCCCCUCCUCUUCACCCCUCUGGUCUUCAAAACAGGAGGACUUACUAUCCUGCGUGCCGUCUGGAGAUGUGGACCCAGAGAGGACUACCCCAGGGAGCUUCGUGGUCCUCGCGAGCAAGGAUGUCGUAGCGUUUCUGGACAUCUUGCCGAUGGUUGGGGGACAUUUGCUUGUUGCGACGAGGGGGCAUCGGGUCAAGGUUGGGGAUAUGGGGGGAACGGAAGGGAGGGAGAUUGGGUUCUGGCUUCCCGUGCUGUCGCGGGUUGUGAGCCGGGUGGCGGGCGUGACGGAUUGGAACAUUGUGCAGAACAACGGCGCGAGAGCAGCACAGGUGGUACCGCAUGUGCACUUCCACAUUAUUCCGAGGCCAGAGUCAAGACCGGAGAUCAAGAGCAAAAGUUGGACUAUGUUUGGGCGGGGGCAGAGAGACGAGCUGGACGACGAAGAAGGCGUGCGCAUGGCGGGCGAGAUGAGGAGGGUGCUGAGAGAGGAGAUUGCGAAGAUGAACGAGCGGCCGAAGUUAUAGACAUGGACGGAUGUCGUGUGGAAUACGUCUCUCGUUGAUGCCUCGAUAUGGGUCCCCGGCUUGGGAGCUCGGGCGCAUCUUCUGCUUCAACAAACCGCGAUGUAUUA
Paraphaeosphaeria sporulosa is the source of this 821-nucleotide messenger RNA. RefSeq names its product HIT-like protein. The transcript has 3 exons. Lineage: Eukaryota; Fungi; Ascomycota; Dothideomycetes; Pleosporales; Didymosphaeriaceae. The coding region runs from base 124 to 714 and encodes 196 amino acids. Gene Ontology annotation, molecular function: catalytic activity. Gene Ontology annotation, biological process: nucleotide metabolic process. The record is from RefSeq and is a predicted model, not a curated record.